ACCGCGCCACCACAUCUGCCUGAGCCACGAUGGGCCACCAGCAGCUCUACUGGAGCCACCCGCGGAAGUUCAGGCAGGGGUCCCGCUCCUGCCGAGUGUGUUCCAACCGCCACGGCCUGAUCCGCAAGGACGGCCUCAACAUGUGCCGCCGGUGCUUCCGCCAGUACGCCAAGGACAUCAGCUUCCUCAAGCUGGACUGAGCAGUGCCUGAACCCCCCACCCC
This is a messenger RNA of Heteronotia binoei (common prickly gecko), 223 nucleotides long. RefSeq names its product small ribosomal subunit protein uS14-like. The record is from RefSeq and is a predicted model, not a curated record. The transcript has a single exon. The coding region runs from base 30 to 200 and encodes 56 amino acids. Gene Ontology annotation, molecular function: zinc ion binding; structural constituent of ribosome. Gene Ontology annotation, cellular component: ribosome; cytosolic small ribosomal subunit. Lineage: Eukaryota; Metazoa; Chordata; Lepidosauria; Squamata; Gekkonidae. Gene Ontology annotation, biological process: translation.